UCAUUCAUUCAUACAAAUGUCAGAAAGGGCUGGGGCGACUCAGACGAAUUAGCUAAACUAAAAAAUCUUCCGUUUUUAACGGGAAAGCGUAAUAAUUAAACAAAAUAAUGUAAUCAACAGUAUUUUUAAUUAAGGCGUGUUCGCGCCAAAUUAUAGAAACGGCGGUAAAACGUCGCUAAACUGAGAAUAACCUCGUUCGUUUAGAGGAAUUGUUUUCACCCAAAAACUUAUCAGGAACAUGUUGAAGUUCAAAAAGAUGGGUUCGGAUAAAGUGCCGUUGUUACUUGUGACUGCCAAUGUUGGAUCUAUAUUCGAAGAUCCUUCAGUGAUGCUACCAAUAUGGACAUCGGAGUUCCUCCAAGCAGUAUCCCGGAUGGACCCGAAGUUCAUUGCCCUCCAUCUUCAGGAAGUCGGCGGCAAGGCGUACGAGAAGUCCAUGCAAUACGUCCAGGACUUCGUGCAGAGGCUCUGCGACUGUCCCGAAUUGAGGCUCUUCGAUAAGAUCAGGAUAUUCCUGGAUGAGGACUUCAGUUCACCGGAGAAGUUUACUGUGAGUAUAUGUUUAAUUACUGUCAUCGCAAAUUCAAUCGAUUGAGUGACCUCUUGGUCUACUCGUUAGUGGCCCUG
This is a messenger RNA of Trichoplusia ni (cabbage looper), 627 nucleotides long. Its product is annotated as type I inositol 1,4,5-trisphosphate 5-phosphatase-like. Bases 239 to 595 code for a protein of 118 amino acids. The transcript is spliced from 2 exons. NCBI's taxonomy places the organism in Eukaryota, Metazoa, Arthropoda, Insecta, Lepidoptera, Noctuidae. Gene Ontology annotation, molecular function: inositol-polyphosphate 5-phosphatase activity. The record is from RefSeq and is a predicted model, not a curated record.